AGCACCUGAACGCAGCACAGCAUCCUCCGCUGGUGGAGAGAGGAGGACCAGGAUGAGAGGAAACAGAGGAACAGGAAGAAGUGGAUGCAUAUCGAAAGCAAGCAUGAAGAAUAUUCCCGGAAUCUGAGCCGAUCAACGGGGAGAAAAAAAACAUCUUUUCUCGGCCAUUAGAGGACGACAGGAAGCGGAGGGAGGCAGCGGUGCUGAAAGGAUGGAGGAGGGGAAGCAGUUCCUUUGUGGGGUGGUGGAAGGUUUUUAUGGUCGACCCUGGUCUAUGAAUCAGAGAAAAGUUCUCUUUCAGUGGAUGCAGCUGUGGGGGUUGAACACCUACCUGUACGGUCCCAAAGAUGACCUGAAACACAGACUUCUUUGGAGGGAAGUAUAUUCUCCGGAAGAAGAAGCUCAGUUGCAAACUCUUAUCGUGGAAGCCCAGUCCAGGGGUCUGAGGUUUGUUUAUGCGCUCUCUCCUGGUCAGGACAUUGUCUUCUCCUCUUCCUGCGACAUGACGCUGCUAAAGCGCAAGCUGAAACAGGUAUCAGAUCUAGGGUGCCAGGCAUAUGCCAUUCUCUUUGACGACAUUGAUCAUUCCAUGUGCCAGGCUGACAGCGAGGCCUUCAGUUCCUUUGCCCAUGCUCAGGUCACAGUAACUAAUGAGAUUUAUCGCUUCUUGGGGGAGCCACCUGUCUUCCUUUUCUGCCCUACAGAGUACUGUGGUUCUCUGUGCUCCCCAAGUGUGGCUGAAUCUCCCUACCUGCAAACAGUUGGAGAAGACCUUCUACCUAACAUAACAGUGAUAUGGACAGGUAGCAAAGUAAUUUCCAGGAAAUUGUCCUUAGACUGCCUUGCUGAGUUGGAGUCAGUCCUACAGCGCCCCCCACUGAUAUGGGACAACCUGCACGCUAAUGACUAUGAUACCCGACGUCUCUUUCUGGGGCCUUUCAAGGGCCGUGACCCUCACAUUAGAAGCCACCUGAGGGGUCUGCUGCUCAAUCCCAACUGUGAAUUUGAAGCCAAUUACAUCCCACUGCAUACUCUGGGCAGCUGGUACAGAGCUGAAAAGGAUGAUGCACAAGGAGAGGAAUAUAACUACUGUCCUGAGAGAGCAUUAACUGCUGCACUUCAUGACUGGAUGGAAGAACUUAACCAGCCUCUGCAAGCAGGUCGGCAGGACUCAAAAGCAGACCACCGUGCCUCUGUCUCAUCAUCGCGUUCCAAAACACCUGACAGGUCUGACUGUCCUUCCACCUUCAGAGCCACCCACGCGGUGCCAAAACUUCCAGUCUUCCCACUUGAUUCCAGCUCUCCACCCUCAUCCCCACCUUUGAGUAAAGCAGAUAAAGAGGGACGAGAAGGAGAGAAAAAACGUUCACAGCAACAAGGUCAACCUCUUGCAGGAUCAAAGUCGGCAGCACCUUUUGGUGGGGGCCGGGCACAGCGGGAACAGCGGACACAGGGUCGUGGACUCUGCAAUGGAAAGGGGUUACUAAGUGAGGCCCAGGUGCGGCUGCUCGUUGGUCUUCAUUAUCUCCCCCAUGAGCAUGGUCCCUCAGCCCAGAAACUCCUGCAAGACCUAACCUGGCUAAAGUCAAACUGCCACCUAGUUGGUGCAAACAGCAAGAAGCCACAACCUCAGAAGGUUGACGAGUGGCGUGGGAGAGCCUCCAGAUUCUUAUCUCUAUGUGAAGACAUAGCUCAGCUACACUGCAGCGUAGUGGGAGGAGCAAACAGGGCUGUGCUGUAUGACCUGUACCCUUAUGUGUGGGACCUGAGGAACACCGCUCUGGUGGCCAAAGCCUUCAUAUGCUGGCUGGACGGGCGAGUGCUGAGUGACAGCUCAAGCCUCGGCUCCUGGAGGAACUGCUUUCACUGUGAGUAGUCUAUCAUUUUUCUUUUUCUCAUUGUGCAG
Messenger RNA from Cyprinodon variegatus (sheepshead minnow), 1906 nucleotides. RefSeq names its product protein O-GlcNAcase-like. The transcript has 11 exons. The record is from RefSeq and is a predicted model, not a curated record. Gene Ontology annotation, biological process: glycoprotein metabolic process. Gene Ontology annotation, molecular function: beta-N-acetylglucosaminidase activity. The coding region runs from base 212 to 1876 and encodes 554 amino acids. NCBI's taxonomy places the organism in Eukaryota, Metazoa, Chordata, Actinopteri, Cyprinodontiformes, Cyprinodontidae.